Messenger RNA from Macrosiphum euphorbiae (potato aphid), 966 nucleotides. NCBI's taxonomy places the organism in Eukaryota, Metazoa, Arthropoda, Insecta, Hemiptera, Aphididae. The record is from the annotation of a GenBank genome assembly.
AUGUCUUACUCGGUUACCGGUGGCGGUGGUGGCGGUCAGACAGCGGUCGCUGCGCUACCACAUGGCUGUUCAACGAUCCCGAACACUCCCGAUGUGAUCAACUCACUCAUAUCCUUGAUGGAUCCAUUCCAAAAUUUCCCCGUCAACGGGUCACUCGCGUCUGAAGACUCGUCCGGCUCGACGUGUUCCCCCUUGUCGACGUUUUCCCCUGUGUCGACGUUUUCCCCUGUGUCGACGUUUUCCCCUGUGUCGACGUGUUCCCCAGUGUCUACGUGUUCCCCCGUGUCGACUUGUUCCCCCGUGUCGACUUGUUCCCCCGUGUCAACGUGCUCCCCCGUGUCGCCGACGGUCAGUAUGCAGAGCAUCUGUUCCAGUCUAAAGAUCAAGGAGGAGCUCAAGAUGGCCAUCCGGUCCAAGCAGAGGAACGCAGCGACGGCGACCGUAACAUCGAAGUGCGCUGGCGGAAGUCCGGUGGAGACUGGCGGACCGAUCACUUCCGGUGCGUGUGCCAUGAUUGUGGCGGCCACGGCAUCGGCUGGUCUGGCCGCAUCGUCGCCGGGCGGCGGACACGCGAAAAAACGAAGGACCGACGAGGAGUCUCACGGUGACGACGACUACGACGACGACGACGACGGAGAUGAUGUAUCGUCCCAUGGCGAAGGACUAACUGCCGAGGACGAGGAGAGGAGGAGAAAGCGGCGGGAACGCAAUAAAAUAGCGGCGACCAAGUGUCGGCUGAAAAAACGCGAAAAGACUACGAAUCUGAUGCAAGAAUCGAACGUGUUGGAGACGAAAAACUACGACUUAAAGUCGCAGAUCCAGGAGCUGGAGACGCAGCGGAACGAACUGAUGAAGAUGCUUUCGGCGCACCCUUGCGCCAAAAGGCACCCUCACCAACAGCACCACCAGCAGCACCACCAGCAUCAACCACAGCACCAACACCAGCAGCAGCUCCAAGAGCAGUAA